Chelmon rostratus (copperband butterflyfish) is the source of this 4184-nucleotide messenger RNA. It is a transcript of the gene dsc2l, whose product is annotated as desmocollin 2 like. NCBI's taxonomy places the organism in Eukaryota, Metazoa, Chordata, Actinopteri, Chaetodontiformes, Chaetodontidae. The record is from RefSeq and is a predicted model, not a curated record. The coding region runs from base 305 to 3001 and encodes 898 amino acids. Gene Ontology annotation, biological process: regulation of synaptic transmission, glutamatergic; cell-cell junction assembly; calcium-dependent cell-cell adhesion. Gene Ontology annotation, molecular function: cadherin binding; calcium ion binding. The transcript is spliced from 16 exons. Gene Ontology annotation, cellular component: cytoplasm; intercalated disc; postsynaptic specialization membrane.
CAGAAAAGCAGCAGCACACUAAGCCCGGAGGUGCCUCGCCUGCUCAAUCUCACCAGGCAGGCUCUCGCAGGCAGGGUGGGGCAGCCUGUCAAGGUGUGUCCGCCUAUUGAUUCAGCGUCGACAGCGGCAGAUAGCAGAAUAAAGUCGACCUGUCUUCACAGGAGCAGACGAGUUUCUGCGUCUCGCGCUUUUCACGCUAAUCAGUCAUCCGUCACCUCUCCGGUCGAUUGACCGUCGGCGGUGACCAACUUCCUCCUGCGGACCGGGACGACGCGCGGUCAAAAGUGUUGGACAGUGGAAAAAAAUGGCGAAUGUUUUAAUUCUCAGCAUCUACCUGGUGUCGGUGCUGUCCCGUGUGGAGACUUGUUUUAAAGCGAACAAUGUGUCCGUAAACGUCCCACCAACGAUUCAGGCUGGACGGCGAAUCAUUAUAGUUGGCGGCUGUGACACCAAAUCAGUUCGCCUAACUUCGUCGGACCCGAGUUUUGAAGUCACCGGUAAUGGAGAGGUGGUGACUCUGGCUGUUGUGCCGGUGGCGACAGACGGCCGGACAUUUUUUGUGCGGGCUCUGGGGAAAAGCGGCGGGGAAAGGGUGCUGAAAGUCAACCUUGUCCGCAGCGCCGUGCAGGGGAGAGAGCACACAGGCCAAGAAAUCCUGAGGCGCACCAAGAGACGCUGGAGCCCCCCGGACUUCCACAUAUUGGAGAAUGAACUGGGACCCUAUCCAAGAGACAUCGAGCCGAUUGUAUCUGAUUCGGAAGCCACGCACAAAGUGUUCUACACUUUGAGUGGACCCGGCUACGAUCAGUAUCCAGUGGGAUUGUUCAGCCUCAACAAGGACACCGGGAUGUUGACUGUGAACGGGCCAGUUGAUCGUGAGGAGUUCCCAGUAUUUAAGUUAACAACAAGUGUUUUCGACGUUAAGACCGGCCAGCCGACAGACGAACCUUUGCCUUUCAAAGUAAUUGUCGACGACGUGAACGACAACGCUCCGAUAUUCACGGUUCCGCUGCACUUCAGUGUGCCCGAGCUUUCCACUCCAGGUACACUGGUCGGGAAGGUGAAUGCCACAGACAGAGACGAAGAAGGAAGCCUCCACGUCAAGAUCAAGUACUCCCUGUUGACCGGAACAGACCGGUUUGCCAUCGACUCAGAGACGGGUGUCAUCACCACAGUAGGCCCAAGUAGCUCCCUGGACAGAGAGGUAAAAGACAAGUACAUGGUGGUCAUACAAAUCAAAGAUUUAGACGGUACACAAAAAGGUCUUUCCAACACAGGAACAGCAACCGUAACUCUGUUGGACGUCAACGACAACCCGCCGACUUUCACAAAAACGUCUUACAAAGUCACUGUCAACGAAAAUGAAAAGGACAAACUUAUCCUCCGAAUCCCCGUUGAAGAUAAGGAUCUGGCAAACACGCCGAACUGGGUUUCUAAAUUCGUCAUCGCUAAAGGAAACCAAAAUGGGAAUUUCAGAAUCGAAACUGACCCCAAAACAAACGAGGGGCUUCUGUAUGUCACGAAGGCCUUAGAUUAUGAGCAGGCCAAAGAUGUAAAGCUUGUGAUUGAGGCGCGUAAUGAAGCCGAGCUGACAGGCACGGAGUCCAAGUGGGUGUCCGUCCCCGUGGAUGUCGCUGUGACCAAUGUGGAUGAGGGUCCGCAGUUCACAGCCCCCAGCGUCCGCUUCACCGUCAAAGAGAACGUACCAAACGGCACGCUGAUAGGAACUUACACAGCAGUGGAUCCUGAGACCAAGAGCAGCAAAGGCAUCAAUUAUUACAAGGUCACAGACCCAGCCAACUGGAUUAAUUUCGACAGGAAUACCGGAGAGCUGAAGGUUGCAAACACAAUUGACAGAGAGUCACACUUUGUCCAGGAUGGGAUUUACAACAUCACCGUGAAGGCUGUUGAUGCCAGCUCCAAGACAGGCACGGGAACAGUCAUCAUCAUGGUGGAGGACGUCAACGACAACGUGCCAACGGUCCCCACCAGCGAGCUGGUGGUGUGUGAGAAGGAGGGCGAGCUCGGCUCUGUGCUGGUUGUGGCUGAAGACAGCGACCAGUCUCCCUUUUCUGCCCCCUUCAGCUUUAGUUUGCCGCACGAUAAUGAUGGCAAAUGGUCUGUGACCAGAUUUAAUGACACAGCAGCCACGCUGAAGCAGAUCAAAAUGCUUCCUACGGGGAUACACGAUGUUCCCAUCGACGUUACAGAUCUGCAGGGCUUCGGUAGAAAACAGACGGCGAAAGUGAGGAUCUGCCAGUGCAGGAACGGAGGCUGCUUGGCCAAGGAAAGCUCUGUGUCAUUAGGGCCACUAGCUUUACUGGCUAUGCUGUUGCCUCUGGCCCUCCUCCUACUGCUCUGCCUGCUGCUCGCCUUUUUCUGUGUGACAAAGAGGGAGAAGAUGGAAAUCGAUGCAGGAGAUAGCGGUGGAAUCCUGCUCAAAUCAAACACUGAGGCCCCAGGGGAAGAAGUGGAUUCAAGUCUCAUCACUGUUCCCAUUUCUGGGGUUGAUUCAGCAGUGAAGGGCUCAGUGAAGGGCGUCAUGACGAAUCCAGGAUGGCCGGGGAACAAGAGCGGCAGCACAAUCGGCGUCCAUAGCACACAUGAGAAUGGCAUAUAUAAGUCCGGUGUUGUCACCAGCGAUAUGCAAGAGUACUAUUCUGGCCAGUAUGAAAGCCAGUAUGGUGCCCAGCAGUUCAAUGGUCAACUUCUUGGGAGCGGUAUGGACUUUGACAACAGGUACCUCGCCCAGGACUCAGCUCUUCUUCACAACUGGCAAACAAAUGGCCGCUAUCUACAGCAGAAGCUGGCCUUCAUGGGAACGGAGGAGGACGGACGCUACGCGGACGACGUCAUCCACGCCUACGGGUUCGAGGGGGUGGGCUCUGCAGCCGGCUCCGUCGGAUGCUGCAGCGACUACGGCGACAACAAUGACCUCGACUUCCUAAACACGCUCGGACCAAAGUUCAGGAAUCUGGCAGACGUCUGUAAAAAGUCAUGAACAAUGAAGCUGUAAAAGAAUGGUGUUUACUUUUCACUGCCCAGGAUGUGGAGAGGCCUGGGAUCUGAACGUCUGAACGAAAUCACAGGCAGGUGGCCACAGUGUGUGCACGCCGCUCUGCUAUUGCUUUUUGUUGUUGUUGUUUUUUUUUUCUCUGCUGCUUUUUGGUAAAAAGUCUUUUGCACUGAAAACUAUGCAAAUGCAAUUAGUUGUACAUACUUUGUGUUGUGUAUUGCGUGCUGUUUGCAUUCAGAGUCUUGGUUUUCCGUUUAUCCACCCAUCAGCGAUGGCGUUUUGGAGGGUGGCGGGGGGGAUUGGUUUUACAGGUUCAUAAUGGUAGUUGUAUUGAUAUGUGCAGUAGAGGGCUGCGGGGCUUUCGAUCAAUUAGUAACAACUUCUGGUAUUUUGGUUAUUAUUGAUAAUCGUCUACUAUUCACAGGAAAUGACAGCUUUGCAUUGUCAUUUUAAAAUGUCUGUUUAGUUUUGAUAUAUUUUUUAAAGAAAUAAUAAAACAAAUACUUGAAUAAGACAAUAAUAAAACUGCCUUUUUCAGUAUUUCACAUGUAAAUACUUCCUUUCAAAUUCCAUGUUGAUAAUUUAUUAGUUUUAAACAAUAAUGUUGACCGCCUUCUACAAGCUUUCCGAAUCGUACAGUAAAUAUCCGUGCAGACACAUUGCAGCGCAGCCCCUGACCGUUGACUGGGCGUAGUUUCAGCCCUCUGUGUCAUAGAGGUUGCUGCAACAUUCUUACAGUAAUCCUGUGAAAGUCAGCACAAGGGUGUGAAUGGGAGGAGCGGGGUGGGGCUGCCAGCGCCUGCAACCGUCUGAAUACAAUGACCAGAUAAAAGAAAAGCUGAGCAGAUCAGGAAAAUGUCCUCGCGCCUGCUCAUGAAAGGGAAUCUGAAAUUUCUCUGAAAUUUCAAAAUUCUCAGGUGUGUUGUUGUUGAAGCUGUAAAUUUGCAUAAAGGACAUUUCUCCUGGCGAACAUGUGCUACAGUAGCAGCUGUAGUUUAUAUAAGUCUGAGCUUAAUUUAAUGGAAAUAAAAUGUAAAAAUGUGUUUUUAAACAGGUUAUAAGCAUUUUUAAGUUGACUGUAACUUGACUACAUGCACCAAAGGCUUUGCUUACAGCUCAGAUCUCAUAUUACAGUGUGAUUUUUACGCACAUUAAAAAGAAAAAACCC